This is a messenger RNA of Styela clava, 2654 nucleotides long. NCBI's taxonomy places the organism in Eukaryota, Metazoa, Chordata, Ascidiacea, Stolidobranchia, Styelidae. The record is from RefSeq and is a predicted model, not a curated record.
CAAAAGACAAUUGCACAAAGGAUACUCGAGCCUCUGGGACGUUUCAUUUGGGUUCAAAUCCACCCACAAGUUUUAGGUUAUAAUAUCUGAAGAAAAUGGGUAAUUAUUUGGGAAUUUGUUGGCAAUAUGUUUGGGAACACCUAUGGGCAUCUGCCAUAGUUGGAAUAAUAGCCACAGCUUUCACGCCGCCGAUAAAAAAACUUUGGACGAAAAUUGUCGUCAAGCUUCUGGAAAAUUGGUUAACGCGCAUUAUGACAUGGUGGAGAGGGAUUUCAAGCGAGUCGAAUUCUGACACGAAGAACGAUCGAGAUGAAACCAUAGACGAGGGUCAGCCGCAUGUGAAUAGUGCUGAGGCAGAACGCGAUGACAGGAAUGCAACCCGUCGCAGACUUAAGAAGGACCUUGAUGACCGAUCUGCAGAUGAAACCAUAGAUGAGUGUCAGCCGCAUCAAAGUGAAAACCCCUGUCCAUUAGUCCAGUUUGAAGGCAUUGAGGCUAAUCUUGUUGCAUACGGCGUGGAUGGUCUUUAUUACAAUAGCAAAGAAUAUGAGGAUGGUGAAGAAUUCUCAAAGGAGGAAAGUGAGAUGGCAGAGAACGAGAGGAAAAAAAGAAAGCCUGGUAAAGUGAAAGCUGUGCAAGGAGUUCCAAAAGGUGAAAGAAAUCAGGGCCGUUACGAAUUGAAAAAUGUGAAAGCUAAUGCAAUGAUAAUGGAUUCAAAGAAUGUAACAUAUAUUGACCAAAAAAAUAUCCAAACGAAAAGCAAAUCUGGGAGCAUCCGUCAUAGCAGAGGUGCCAAUGAAGUUAACAAAGCUAUGUCUGCAGCGGCUGACGAGAAACAUGAUGGACAAUCUCAGAAACCGGGGAUGGAUCGGUCGGUAUUAAGCAAAGUUGAAGAAAUCACUCAGGAAAAAUCAGGGAUAUAUGUUGGGGGCUGCAAGUUGAAAUUUUCAACACAUUCUGUUAAAGAACCAUCGAAGCAUGAUAUCAAGUACAAUGUCGUUCCAGGAGCGCCACCAAGUGGUCAUAUUCAUGCAAGCUCAACACUGACCUUCAGCCCACUUUUCCAAGGUCAAAAGAACGUGAAGAUCUUGCUCCCAACAUGGUGCUCUUCAGAAGCCUCUGUUCUUGUUGGAAUCUUCACUAAAACAGAAGAAGGUGACUGGAAUAAGUUGGAGAGUCCAACCCUGACACACGAAGGACAUUUGGAGCUUCAAUAUCGUUACCUGAGCAACCUGACAGCAUUCGUAUCUCGAGACAUGUUGCCAGUAAUUCAGUUCAAAAUAUCCUGCUUUCUGUACAAUAAUGUGGAUGGGAAAUUUGCAAUGGGGUUCUGCCUCGAUGAUGGAGCCAUUGAAACUUUGUUUCGGGAUAGGCUUAAGGCGAAAGGCUUCGUUUUUUCAAGCAAGACACUGGAACCACUUACGGCAUCAUUUGAAGAUGAGAUUGCGUUCAAGAUUAUUCCUGGACAAAAAAUGGCAAAAAUACGGUUCAAUGUAGAUGAACAAUUCUUGUCUUCACAUCAGGGCCACAUAUCCUACUGCAACACAAACGGUGACACUUGUGAAUAUAAAAUCACUCAGAAGAAGAAACUUGAUUCUGCCGUGGGAAAUCAAGCUGAAGACGAACGAAUCAUCUAUCGAAAAUCCUACAGGAUAAAAAAGAAAAAAGAAUGAAUAUAUCUUUUAUGCGACAAUUAUUUAUUCGAGAUUAAUAGAUAGUUUUCGCAUAUUACCAGUGAUACCUGAACGGUCAUUUGAAAUGUUAAUUCAAGCCUAUGCAUAUGAAAACGAUUUCUAUAAUCAAUUUUAUAUAGUUUGUUUUAUUUUAUCGUCUAUUAUGCUGAUUAUGUAGUCCAAAUAUACUUGUAGAUAUCUUCCACCCUUUUGCCUAUUUGGGUCUCCCCAUUCCUUAUUCGCUAUGCAGAAACUCCGAUAUUUAUUGAUCUUCAAUGGAGCUAAUUUUUGGCACAAUUUUUUAAUUUUGUAAUAUUGCUGUAAUCUGUAUAAGUGAGCAAUAUUAAUAAAUUACGCCAAAUACAAACUAAUAUUUGAUUAUUAUUUCAAUUUUUUUUGUAUUUGGGAUAGGAUUCACAUAUUUAUUCCGGGGAGAGGAAAAAGGAUAUGACGGCUUAUCAUGUUGGUCCGGAUACCAGUUAAUGUCAGAAAUCACUCAGGAGAAAACAGUGCUAGAUAUUGGGGGCUGCAGGUUAAAACUAUCAGCAUAUUCUGUUAAAAAACCAACGAAGCAUGAUAUCAAGUAUAAUGUGGUUCCAGGAGCGCCACCUGAUGGCCUUAUUCAUGCAAGCUCAACACUGACCUUCAACCCACCUUUCCAAGGUCAGUAAAUCGAGUGUUAUUGACUCCUCUCACCUUUCUCAAAUGGGGAGGAAUUCCUCCUCAGGAAAAAUUUGGAAGAAUAUUUAUCUUUUUAUUUGCGUGUGGUAUAGUCAUAUUUUCACUUACGGUUAGGGUUGCCAACCGUCCUUUAUUUCAAAGGACAAUCCUUUAAUCAAGCUUUUCGGUUCUUGUCUAUGGUGGCCCAUCGUUGUCACGUGUAAAAUUAAAAAAAAAAUGAAAAAAUAAAAUGAAAAAGCGAAAAUAAAAAAAUAGUUGUAAAAAAAACAUAAAAAUAAUUAAAAUUGAAAAAAAAAAUUG